AUGCAGCUCCUGACUGCUGCGAGUUCGCUAGCUUCGAGCCUGGUGCUGGUGCAGGCCGCACCGCUCAACAUCUACAACCAAUGUGGGGAGAGCAUCGAGCUCUACGACAACUCGGCGACCCAGACCAUCGCAUCGGGUGGUAAAACGACUCGCACGCUCUCUUCGGGCUUCAAUGGCAUGUUCCGCGACGGGGUCGGCUCUCAAGCUACGCUGGCCGAGUUUUCCAUCACGGGUGGAUUUAUCUGGUACGACAUCAGCAUUAUCCCGACGGGGUCGACUGGGCCAGGUAAUUGUGCGUCGCUGGACGAGUGCAAGGCGGUGACCGGCGGCACGGGUUUCAACACCCCCAUGCAGAUCGCGCCGUCCGGAUGCACCACCGUCACUUGUCUUGCAGACGGGUGUGCUGACGCCUACCAGUAUCCAAGUGACGACGGCAAGACCCACUCGUGUGUUGACACGGCCAGUAUCACCCUGACCUUCUGCCCUGGUGGAAGC
Phytophthora sojae is the source of this 495-nucleotide messenger RNA. RefSeq lists its product as hypothetical. The transcript is spliced from 3 exons. Lineage: Eukaryota; Oomycota; Peronosporomycetes; Peronosporales; Peronosporaceae. The annotation marks the transcript as partial. The record is from RefSeq and is a predicted model, not a curated record.